Acyrthosiphon pisum (pea aphid) is the source of this 390-nucleotide messenger RNA. RefSeq lists its product as hypothetical. NCBI's taxonomy places the organism in Eukaryota, Metazoa, Arthropoda, Insecta, Hemiptera, Aphididae. Bases 1 to 390 code for a protein of 129 amino acids. The record is from RefSeq and is marked predicted. The transcript has a single exon.
AUGUUUCUGUCGGACGCUGCCGUGCCCGUGUUCACUUUCACGAUACUGUUGAGUUUCUUAUAUUUGUACUCACCCAUCGAAUCGAUGGAAUCCGGCAGGAUCUACCAGUUAUGCGAGGAUUGUCUGAAAUCGAAGUGCCACACUGAAAAAAAAAGGCCAUGCUAUACCAGAUGGGACCCUGAGUACAAUUUCACAUGCUUCCUGUGUCCACACGAAUUUGGCAACAAACAGUUCUACACCGAAGAAGACUGCUUAGAGGGCUGCACGGACGAGGACUAUCAUUGCGUUUGCGACUUUUCGUGUUACAUGUGCGUCCAAAAAGAAGGCUUUGAUAAGGCCAAUUUCACGGACUGCAACAUUGACCCAAACGAGGUACCAACGUGCGUGUAG